CGGCGGCGGGAGGAGGGUGUUUUGCCGCCUUCGUCCUCGGCUCAUAGUUUCCCUACCAAUGGGCCUUGAAAACCUACUGCUGCUACUACGGAGCUAGGCAGUCACUAUCUCAGCUCUAUGAUGUCCGUUCUUCCACUAGAACCUUGCCUGAGCGACUGAGGUAACCGCGCCCCGCAGGCAGUCUGCCAACAGGAUUGCUCAUGAAAGUAUUCUUUUUAAGACAAUUAAAAACCAGUGGGAUGGAACGAAAAUGCUUCAGACGUCCUGGGUUCACCCCACCAGCGCUGUACACAUUUCUGCUGGGGGUUAUAUUCAUUACUUUAAGUUCAAGUCGCAUCUUACUGGUAAAAUACUCUGCCAAUGAAGAGAACAAGUAUGACUACCUCCCUACUACAGUGAAUGUGUGCUCAGAGCUGAUGAAGCUGGUUCUCUGUAUGCUUGUGUCACUCUGUGUCAUAAAGAAAGAAGAGCGUCAAAGUAGACAUUUGAGGUGUACUUCUUGGAAAGAAUUCUCAAGUUUCAUGAAGUGGUCUGUUCCUGCCUUUCUCUACUUCCUGGAUAAUUUGAUUGUUUUCUACGUCCUGUCCUAUCUUCAGCCGGCCAUGGCUGUUAUCUUCUCGAAUUUUAGCAUUAUAACAACAGCUCUUCUAUUCAGGGUAGUGCUGAAGCGGCAUCUGAACUGGAUCCAGUGGGCUUCCCUCCUGAUCCUGUUUCUGUCUAUUGUCGCCCUGACUGCCAGCACCAAAACUUCUCAGCAUGACUUGGAAGGACAUGGAUUUCAUCAUGAUGCCUUCUUCACCCCAUCCAAUUCCUGCCUUCAUUUCAAGAAAGAAUGUUCCCUAAGAGACAAUUGUACAGCAAAGGAGUGGACUUUGACCGACGUCAAGUGGAACACCACAGCCAGAGUUUUUAGCCACAUCCGUUUGGGCUUGGGCCAUAUUCUGAUCAUAGUUCAGUGUUUCAUUUCUUCAAUGGCCAAUAUCUAUAACGAGAAGAUCCUGAAGGAGGGGACCCAGCUCACUGAGAGCAUAUUCAUACAGAAUAGCAAGCUUUAUUUCUUUGGCAUUGUUUUUAAUGGGCUGACCCUGGUCCUUCAGAGCAGUAACCGUGAUCAGAUUCAGAACUGUGGCUUUUUUUAUGGCCACAAUGCAUUUUCAGUAGCCCUUAUUUUUGUGACUGCCUUCCAAGGCCUUUCCGUGGCUUUUAUCUUGAAAUUCUUAGAUAACAUGUUCCAUGUCUUGAUGGCCCAGGUGACAACAGUCAUCAUCACAGCAGUGUCUGUCCUGGUCUUCGACUUCAGGCCCUCCCUGGACUUUUUCCUGGAAGCCCCAUCAGUCCUUCUUUCCAUAUUUAUUUAUAAUGCUAGCAAGCCUCAAAAUCUAGAGUGUGCACCUCGGCAAGAAAGGGUCCGAGAUCUAAGUGGCAACCUCUGGGAGCGUUCCAGUGGGGAUGGAGAGGAGCUGGAAAGACUCACCAAAACCAAGAGUGAUGAGUCAGAUGAGGACACUUUCUAAUUGUACCUGAUUGGUUGACAGCUCUCCCAAACUGUGUUUGCACAUUUUCAACAUUUGUGGCAAUUGUCUUUUCUGAUAAACUGGUCGUGUUGAAAGCAUAAUACUCUUUACACAUAUCUAACCACUGUGUGAACAUCUCCGUCCAAGAUUUAUAGCAGCCACAGGGUGGCAGAGUUCUGAGACAUGAACAUAGGACUAUGAGUAACCCAAUACUUGAUGAGUCAACAGGAUACAUAUGCAGAUUUUUCUUCCUUGGCCUCCAGGUUCCAAAAAUCAUGUUAACUAUACAGAUAUGCAAAUGGAGACAGUUUGCCAGGUACUAAUCAUUAUGGCAUAUUGUCUGUGGUUCUCUCCUCCUCCUCCU
Acomys russatus (golden spiny mouse) is the source of this 1878-nucleotide messenger RNA. RefSeq names its product solute carrier family 35 member A5 (gene Slc35a5). The transcript has 7 exons. Gene Ontology annotation, molecular function: pyrimidine nucleotide-sugar transmembrane transporter activity. Gene Ontology annotation, biological process: pyrimidine nucleotide-sugar transmembrane transport. Gene Ontology annotation, cellular component: Golgi membrane. The record is from RefSeq and is a predicted model, not a curated record. Lineage: Eukaryota; Metazoa; Chordata; Mammalia; Rodentia; Muridae. Bases 201 to 1514 code for a protein of 437 amino acids.